CUUUCUCAGAGAUGACGACCAAUCAUCAAGUUCACUUCCAUCCCUCCACAGUGAUCAGUCAACAGGCAAAAUAAUUGAUUUUAAAAAAUCUGACAAAAGCAACCCAGACAGGGAUCAAAGAUGGCAACGUCUGCAGCAACUGAGGGAACGUCGUCGAGUCCGAGAAGAAUGUUUUUUGGCCGACCUCCCACCUGAUUGCUUUCUCAGAGAUGACGACCAAUCAUCAAGUUCAUCUGAUCCAUCCCUCCACAGUGAUCAGUCAACAGGCAAAAUAAUUGAUUUUAAAAAAUCUGACAAAAGCAACCCAGACAGGGAUCAAAGAUGGCAACGUCUGCAGCAACUGAGGGAACGUCGUCGAGUCCGAGAAGAAUGUUUUUUGGCCGACCUCCCACCUGAUUGCUUUCUCAGAGAUGACGACCAAUCGACAUGUCCAUCUGAUCCAUCCCUCCUCAGUGAUCAGUCAACAGGCAAAAUAAUUGAUUUUAAAAAAUCUGACAAAAGCAACCCAGCCAGGGAUCGAGCAUGCCAACGUCUGCAGCAACUGAGGAAACGUCGUCGAGUCCGAGAAGAAAGUUUUUUGGCCGACCUCCCACCUGAUUGCUUUCUCAGAGAUGACGACCAAUCAUCAAGUUCAUCUGAUCCAUCCCUCCACAGUGAUCAGUCAACAGGCAAAAUAAUUGAUUUUAAAAAAUCUGACAAAAGCAACCCAGACAGGGAUCAAAUAAGGCAGCGCCUGCAGGAACUGAGGGAACAGCUUCGAGUCCAAAAAGAAAGUUUUUUGGCCGACCUCCCACCUCAUCACUUUCUCAGUGAUGACGCCCAAUCAUCACGUCCAUCUGAUCCAUCGUUCACCACACGUGAUGACGCCCAAUCAUCACGUCCAUCUGAUCCAUCCCUCACCACAUUGUAA
Labrus bergylta (ballan wrasse) is the source of this 910-nucleotide messenger RNA. Lineage: Eukaryota; Metazoa; Chordata; Actinopteri; Labriformes; Labridae. The record is from RefSeq and is a predicted model, not a curated record.